Molecule: messenger RNA, 2760 nt
Organism: Lodderomyces jiufengensis
Lineage: Eukaryota; Fungi; Ascomycota; Pichiomycetes; Serinales; Debaryomycetaceae
Gene: PKH3
Product: protein kinase
Exons: 1
Coding region: 1-2760 (919 amino acids)
Biological process (GO): intracellular signal transduction; peptidyl-serine phosphorylation
Molecular function (GO): ATP binding; protein serine/threonine kinase activity
Source: RefSeq, a predicted model, not a curated record
AUGUCAAACAUACCCAAUUUUGCAAGACCAACAACUACAAAUCCAUCAAGAAAUGGAACAAUUAAUGAAGUAACAUCACAAUUGUCUCAAUCAUAUAUACUGAAUUCAAAUAAUAACUCACAACUGUUACUGCAGCAGCAUCAACAAUCACCAGCCCUAAAGCGUAAAUCUGCUAGAGACUAUCAGUUUGGAGCGAAAAUUGGUGAAGGAUCAUAUUCAACCGUUUAUUCAGCAAUUGACAAACAACACAACAAAACCUAUGCUAUAAAAGUAUUAUCCAAAAAGCAUAUAGUAAAAGAAAAUAAAAUUAAGUAUGUGAAUAUAGAAAAGACAACACUUCAUAGAUUAGGUCAACAACAUCCAGGUAUUGUUCAAUUAUAUUAUACUUUUCAAGAUGAAUCAAGUUUAUUUUUUGUAUUGGAUUUUGCCGAAUAUGGAGAAUUAUUAUCAAUUAUACGAAAAUUUGGAUCACUAUCUGAACAGGUGUCAAAAUUUUAUAUGUGUCAAAUAUUAGAUGCUGUUAAAUUUAUUCAUCUGAAAGGAGUUAUUCAUAGAGAUUUAAAACCAGAAAAUAUUUUGGUAAGUCAUGAUCUUAGUAUUAAAAUUACAGAUUUUGGAGCAGCUAAAUUAUUGGGAGAAAAUGAUGAAUAUGGUGAAAAAAUUGAUUAUACUUCUUAUGGAAAUAAUGAUGUUGAAGUCAAUGGAUCAAGUAUGAAGGAAAGAUUAGGAUCAUUUGUUGGAACUGCUGAAUAUGUUUCACCAGAAUUAUUAAAAGAAAACAUUUGUGGAUUUGAAGCUGAUAUUUGGGCAAUUGGGUGUAUAUUAUAUCAAUUUUUCAACGGAUCACCUCCAUUUAAGGGCAAUACUGAAUAUCUUACUUUUCAAAAAAUUAUAGAUGUUGAUUAUACAUAUAUAUCACCAAAACCAUUACCCAAUGACGUGAUUGCAUUGAUAGACAAAAUAUUGGUAUCAGAACCUACACAAAGAUUAACUAUUCCUGAAAUGAUGUCCUCAAAUUGGUUCCAUGAUGUUGAUUGGAGAGAUGAACGUUUUAUUUGGAAUAGGAAAGUACCCAAAUUUGAAAGUUUUGACUCCGAUGGUUCAAUACAACAUGCUCCUGUUACUUUCAAAAAUGGAUCGAAUAGAAAUAUGAAUAAAUCUAAUUCGUAUCAACAAUUACAAAAUCAAAUUCAAGGUUCAGAUUUUGGAUUUUUACCUACUGUUUCUGCCAAAAAGUCAUAUAAACCCGCAACAAUAUUAAGAAAAAAUAAUUCACCAACAAAGAUCAAGGAUUCAAAUAUGUUGAAUAAUAAUUUCCAACCUAAUACACUGCCAAUGCAAAGACAAACUAUACAACGCUCGGUACAAAAUUCACAACAACCACCAUCAUUUCAGCAACAACCACAACAAAUGCAACAACAGAUACCACAAUCACCACUCCAGCAACAACAAUUCAACAAUCAAGUCAACAAUAGCAAUAACAAUCAAAUUAACAAAAACAAUAAUAAUAACUAUAACUAUAACAAUUAUAGAGUCGUGGAACCUCAAAGCCAAAUAUCCAUACAACAAAAACAAUCAAUAUACAACAAUCCCUCUGAGCCAACUAAUAUUAGAAACAACACUGCAUUUCAAAAUAUGCAACCAAUAUCAUCUCCAUCUCAACCUCCUGAUAAUGGUCAAUUUCAAAAUGUUCAAUCACAGCCCUCAUCAUCAACGUCUAAACCUCCAUUAGUAACACAAAAAUCACAACAAUAUCAACCAUCUCCAACUUUCUCCAAACCUACCAGAAAAAGUAAAUCACCACAAGGGUCACUACAAGGGUCAAAAGUUGAACAAUCUGAACAACAAUCUGAGUCUGUUGCUUCAAAUGCAGCAGCAGCAGCCGCUUUCGCUAGUCAACGUCAAAAACAAAAAACUUCAUCAGCAUCUGGAUUACCUCAAGCACCCUCCAGAACAGAUUCUUCUUAUUUAAUAAAAACUACUCAACCAAAAUCAAAGCAAAAACAAAGCAUAAUAAAUUUUCGAGAUAUUACUUCAUUACUUAAUCAAAACGAAAAAAUUUUAAAAAUGGAUUUAUUAUAUAAGAUUAAUCUUAAAAAACAAAAUUUAAAUAUACAAUAUGAUAUUUUAGAUGAUUCAAUAUUAGAGCAAAUCAUUUCAAGGAAUAAAGUGGUAUUGGAACAAAAUAAAAAAUUAGUGUUAACGAUUAUUACUAAUAUGGCUAGAUUAUUUUUUGUUGAAGCAUCAUUGGAAGUAAUGUUGGUUGAUUUAAAAGCAAAUAAAGGAGCUGAUUGUUUAAUGUAUGAUUACGAAUUUGAAACCGAUGACGAAGAAGAGGAUAAUUCAAGUGAUAAUUCAUUAGGUUACUUAAUCAUAGAGUUGGUAAAAGAUGGUGGAGAUUUAGUAUUUCUUGAACAAAUUUCAAAUGAUGUAAGAAAAAAAUUACCACAAGUCAUCAAAGUAAAUGAUAAAACAAAUAAAGAAGUAUCAAUUGGAUCAGAUCAUGGAUGGAUUGAUUGUUUAUUAAUUGCUCGUGAUACGUCUUCUUCUGCUACUACUACCCAACAAUCAAAACCUACUACAACACGAUCUAAAUCUCCAUCAACAAAUUCAACUACAACAAAUAAUAGUAAAUCAAGAAGAUUAUCCAAAAGAAAACUGAAUGAUAGUAGAUCAACUAAAUCAUUACUGUCGCCUAAAAUUAAUCAACCAAAUCAUUUUGCAGCUGCAGCAGCUGCCGCCGUUAAUAUUAAUAAAUAG